This is a messenger RNA of Trypanosoma cruzi, 552 nucleotides long. RefSeq lists its product as uncharacterized. The transcript has a single exon. The record is from RefSeq and is a predicted model, not a curated record. Lineage: Eukaryota; Euglenozoa; Kinetoplastea; Trypanosomatida; Trypanosomatidae. Bases 1 to 552 code for a protein of 183 amino acids.
AUGCCAAUUGAUAUGGGCCUUUCUCCCUUGCAACCACUGCUGAGUGCGGACCACGCAGGACUCAACCGCAUUCGCCUCGUCGUGCCGAGGCAUCCAUGCAGCCACUCAAUAGAGUGUUGGCACGGCGGCGGCAGCGGCAAGAAGAAGAAGCAGUGGAAAGGGAAAAGCAGCAGCAGUGUUAUUGCCGUGGAUCGAAGGCGAGGCGUACUUCAUGUCUUCCUCCCAAUCCCCGCGCCCCACCGCCGCAUCAUCCUCCCUCGGCGGAGGGUCCACGGCGCCCUGCGCGUCAUCAGCGGCAUCAGGAAUCCUGAGUCCCGUGGCUGCGGCGCCGCCACCGGCCUUGUUGCUCACGGCCUCAUCUCCUGUUGGAUUGUCCCACAAAAGACGUCACACCAUCGGCGGCCACAUCUUCGUUGUCCGGAAGAUCGCUCUUCUUCUCCGCCUCCUGCGGCGCACCCGCGGUGUCGCUGGGCAAGAGCACUCCGUUGCCGUCGUGGCACCUGGGGCGACUUCCUUCUCCUCUGGCGACGGAUGUUUCUGAGGAGCAGCUAA